Messenger RNA from Gloeophyllum trabeum ATCC 11539, 2622 nucleotides. RefSeq lists its product as uncharacterized. Gene Ontology annotation, biological process: mismatch repair. The coding region runs from base 1 to 2622 and encodes 873 amino acids. Gene Ontology annotation, cellular component: mismatch repair complex. The transcript has 17 exons. Gene Ontology annotation, molecular function: mismatched DNA binding; ATP-dependent DNA damage sensor activity; ATP hydrolysis activity. The record is from RefSeq and is a predicted model, not a curated record. Lineage: Eukaryota; Fungi; Basidiomycota; Agaricomycetes; Gloeophyllales; Gloeophyllaceae.
AUGUCAAUUGAACGACUCGCCCAUGGCACUCGCUCUAAACUACGAUCUACACAAAUCCUGACGUCGUUGCCUCAAAUUGUGACCGAACUAGUCCAGAAUUCACUGGAUGCUGGCGCAAGCAAUAUCGAUGUAGGCGUGAACUGUGAGGACUGGAAUUGCUGGGUAAGAGACGAUGGGCAUGGCAUGGCCAAAGAUGGGCUCGAUAUUGUAGCCAGAGGCUCAGAAGACGGACGCUAUGGUAGGAACUACGCUUGCUCGUCCAAGGCAUACGCAAUAAACUCGUUAAGUAAUGUCUCAACGUUUGGCUUCCGUGGCGAAGCAUUGGCUUCCGCUGCAGAUUUAUCGUGCCUAGAGAUAUCAUCUCGCACUUCGCAUUCCCGCGAGACCUGGUCGGUUAUAGUCAAGAGUGGCAAAUGUUUAUACAGUGGACCUGCUGUUCGGUGGAGAAUGCAGACAUCUGGCACUGUUGUGUGGAUACGGGAUGCCUUCUUCAACUUGCCUGUCCGUCGUCUCUCGCAUCCAUCUCCUUCGAGGACCCUCGAGACAAUUCGUAGAGACUUAGAGCAGGUCGCCCUUAUCUUUCCCGGUGUGACAUUUUCUCUUGAGGACAGUAAGAAAGCGGAGAGCGAAGGUUGGACUAAAGGCCGACUCAUGACGAUACCGAAGACAGGCAGUACCUUGUUGACGUUUAGACACAUAUACGGUCGUGCGCUAGCUAGACACGUAGAAGAAAUUGACGUGUUUUAUGAAGGGCUUAGGUUGCAGGGAUUUAUCAGCCUGGAUGGAGCCCCUACAAAGGAACCAGGCGCAUCAAUACCUGUGUACAUUCUCUUUCGUACCAAGACGGAUUUUGGUGACGAUGCAUUCGCAUCAAGCACAUUCCUGAAACACGCAUAUGAGGAAGAGGGUGAGACAUCCGUUCCACGACAAGCAACUCGCCGUUCUCCUCGCAAGCAAGAGCGAAAACCCGUAUACGUCCUUAACUUGAGCAUGUCUUCCGGAGAGCUGGACAACUGCUUAGACCCAGCGAAGGCGAACGUACAACUCAAGGAUAACCGAGCCGCACAGUCAUUGCUGUCAUCUGUGGUGGGCUCUUUCCUGACACGUAAUGGCUUCCGCAAUUCAGGCCCAUCUAACGUCGUCGAAUCCCGGGACAAAAAGUCGACUCUUCCGAGGAAGAGGCUUAAGGUUGAUGGGAGCUUUGAGACUUCUUCGGUCGGAACGCGGCAAGGCGAAAACCCGACCGCCGUUCGUUGGCCCCCGGGCACUGAUGUUCAUCUGUACGCCCUGCCAGAGGACUACGCAGGGGAGGAGGAAGCCCCGGAGGUUGUAUGGGCUGACCCGUCCACCGGUCGAAUGUUUGUCGUAGACAGACGGACGGGCAACUCUUCCUUACGGACAAACGCAGGUACUGACGGAGAUGCUCGAGGGACCGGUCAUCUUUCAGGGCGGCGAACACUGACCAAACCUCGGAAAAUGGAUGGUGGAGUUUCUACAGAUGCCGAAUUGUCCGCUGCUCCUGAGUGGAUACGAGAGGCUCUCCAGACCAACGAAGUGUAUGACUUGACUGAGCCUCGAAUACCCACUUUACCUCUUUCCCCAGGCUUACCUGCGGAUUUUCGAAGCCGAAACGGAUUAUCUAGCGGACCCUGCGAUCCUCACCGUUAUCCUCCGCUCAUUGAACAUCACGGCUGCGGGCAUGCACAGAAUGCUGGAUGGGGCAGCACAAGCUGGUCCCCGGCUAGUCAGUUUGACAGAGCUCAGCUACGUGCAGCACGCGUUCUUGAGCAAGUCGAUCGAAAGUUUAUUGCUUGUCUCUUGGACGCGUCCCGGCGGGGAGGUGUCAUUCCCCUGGACGGGGCAAGCACGCCACGGCCUCCUCAAAAUCUGGUUCUGAUCGACCAGCAUGCAGCUGACGAACGAGUGCGGGUAGAGCAAUUUCUUCAGGAAUUGUGUUCUGGCUUUCUCCGAGGUCAGGAUGGGUACUGUGGGGACGUGAAGGGCUUGGAACCGCCUGUUCCUGUGCUUUUGACACGGUAUGAGGCUAAGCGCCUUACGAGCUGCAAAAACUUCCAGAUGGCAUUCUCUCGAUGGGGCAUACGCUUCAAAGAUUUGGAUAAGGUUGCCGAGCAGGACACUUCCGCCCACUUGGCCCACCCUCUCGGCCGCAGUGAGGGGGAAGCCUAUGUUCAGGUGUACGUCUCAGCUGUGCCAGCCAUUGUCAGCCAGAAGCUUGUAGCGGGAGAUGACCUGCGCGAGCUCAUCAAGGGGUAUCUGGGAAGGAUGGAAGAAGAAGGGGCACCAUCUUAUCGUCAAGAUGUUGAUUGUGCGGAAGAUGGGCCGUUCUCGUGGCUAAGGGCACUUCGGUGGUGUCCCAGACAAUUGAUAGAAGUGGUUAAUUCCAAGGCUUGUCGUGGCGCGAUAAUGUUCAACGAUAGCUUGUCUUUAGUGCAAUGUGAGCAACUGAUCCAGAAGUUGGCAGACACCGCGUUCCCCUUCCAGUGCGCCCAUGGAAGACCGUCUCUUGUUCCAUUAGCGAAUAUCGGAAGUCUUGUCCGUACCAGUGGGCGGCGUCGGGCUGAUGUGGAUUGGGCAAAUUCAGAUUUUUCCAUCAGUAGCUGA